This is a messenger RNA of Loa loa (African eye worm), 324 nucleotides long. RefSeq lists its product as hypothetical. Lineage: Eukaryota; Metazoa; Nematoda; Chromadorea; Rhabditida; Onchocercidae. The record is from RefSeq and is a predicted model, not a curated record. The coding region runs from base 1 to 324 and encodes 107 amino acids. The transcript is spliced from 3 exons.
AUGAGGCUACGACCCAUGCUGGCGAUGGCACAGGCCUCCGGUAGAUCAUUUCAACUGAAAGGUUCGAUUAAAUGCCUCUUUAGCCUCUCAGCAACUUCCUAUGAGAAGGAUAACUCCAGUCCAAACCUGGGCAAAUGGAACUUGUUUAGCCCUGAGCAAAGAGUGGGGCAGUCGCGACACGCUGUGCCUCAGCUAAAAAAUCCACUGUGCAGGCUGGUAGGAUACACCUAUAUCCGUAACGUUUGUACCGAGCGUGGAGUUGCUCCAGUACUGCAAUUUACUGCAGACGAGGACGCAUCCUCGACAUUAGCUAGUAUUAUCUGA